Messenger RNA from Nezara viridula (southern green stink bug), 1385 nucleotides. The record is from the annotation of a GenBank genome assembly. NCBI's taxonomy places the organism in Eukaryota, Metazoa, Arthropoda, Insecta, Hemiptera, Pentatomidae.
GUGAAAUGUCUAAGAGGUUUGACCUCCUAGAAUAAAAUGAUAAUUCCUUCUCCUUUUUACAACCCAGACCCAGAGUUGCUGAGCGAUGAUACGCCUCUGGUAAAUGCCCCCUACCACAGCUACAGUGGGGGAGAAAGACCCCGGAGCUGGCUAGACUACAUUACACUAGACUUCAUGUACGGACGCUAUCUCUACGGCUUUAUCAUCGUCUGCUCCAUGAUCUUUAUGGUCGUCGUGAGUUUGACAGAUGUGAUGUCCAGCGCGGACCCUAGUCUGCAGAAAGUCUUCGUCGUAUUUAGACAUGGUACAAGGGCUUCAGGUUUCACUUACAAGAAUGACCCCUACCCUAGAGACAACGCAAAAUAUUGGCCCGAUGGACCAGGCGAACUUACAGCGACUGGUAAAAUUGAAGCAUAUGAACUUGGUGAAAGGUUAAGGGAACGCUAUCAGAGAUUUGCUGGUGAUCAUUAUAAGGCAAAGGAGUUCCGUGCAUACACUACCCUUAUUGAACGUACAAUGAUGUCCGCUGAGCUGGUCCUGGCUUCCCUCUUCCCACCGAAGACUUAUCAGGAGUGGAAACCUCAAAUGAAUUGGCAACCAAUUCCUGUAUAUCCUGAAGAUAUUGUAAAUGCAACAUCGGGUUGUAGCUGCCCAAGGUUCGCUCUUGAAUUCAAAAACAAUGUAAAGAAUCAUGUUCCCGCUGACUUUGGCUUUGAAUCGGAAGUUGGAAAAAUUCUCAAAGAAAACUCUGGAGAACCUGAUGCUGUACCUAUUUCUUUGUUCACAAGAGUUUGGGACACUGUUUAUUUCCAGGAUCGGGCCCAUCUACCAAUUCCUGAUUGGCUCAAACCUAUCUACCCUGAGAAGAUGGCUGUAUUAGCUGUGAGGUAUCUUAAAUUUUAUUUGGCCGGUUCAAAAACUCAGGAGCUGCUUGUUCAAGAUCCCUUUGGAAGAGCAAUUACCACUUUUUUCACUGAAAGUCCAAGAAAAAUGGAAAUCCAUUCGUUGCACGAUAUUCACAUUAUGAGCCUCUUUAUGCUUCUUGAUAUUGAAUAUAAUUCAUUUCCUGAACCUGGUAGUGCCAUCGCAAUUGAGCUUCAUGAAAAAAAAGAUGGCCAACACUUCGAAGUUUAUUUCUACCGCACUCCAAAAGAUAAAAUUCCAGUGCAAAUGAAGAUGCCUUGUGGUUUGAGCUGUCCUCUCUCAGUAUUGCUAAAAAGGUGUCAAGUAUUCAAAGUGGAAAAUUAUGAUGAACUUUGCAAUGAUGCAGGAGGAGGUAUAUCAUCACACGUCACAGAGUUUAAAUUGCCUAUUUAAAUAUUCAGGUAGUUACUCUAUCUUUUUUGUCUUGUACUAAUAUUUUAGUUCUUCUAUUUCCUUUAUAG